Quercus lobata is the source of this 2445-nucleotide messenger RNA. RefSeq lists its product as uncharacterized. The transcript is spliced from 4 exons. Lineage: Eukaryota; Viridiplantae; Streptophyta; Magnoliopsida; Fagales; Fagaceae. The record is from RefSeq and is a predicted model, not a curated record. The coding region runs from base 31 to 2298 and encodes 755 amino acids.
UCAAAUUUAUCUAGACUAGAAGAGUUGUACAUGGGAAAUGUCUCUGUCAUGAAUUGGGCACUAAUGGAAGGCAAUAGAGAGGGAGCCAACGCAAGCCUUGCUGAACUAAGGUCUUUCUCCGAUUCUUUGAUGGCCUUACGUCUUCAAAUUCCAAACAUCAAGUUAUUGCCAAAAGAUUUGCACUUCAAAAAUCAAAUGAUAAAAUUUCAGAUAUAUGCAAGUAACGAGUCAUUUAUGCAUUGGCAACUUAGCAACUAUUCUACUUUUUGGAACACAACUCGGUAUAUAUUUAAAAACAGUUUGGCACUUGAAGGAUUUGUUGCAAGUGAUAUUGUGGAGAGUCGGAUACCUCGCCUACUAUUACAAAAAUCUGAAAUUAUAUUGUUGAGAGGAAUAAAAGAUUUCAAAAACAUUCUCUACAAGUUAGACGAAGAGGGUUUUCCAUGCUUGGAGGUUCUAAGCAUUUCAUAUGGUGAAGAUGUAGAAUACUUAAUUGAUGCCACAUCAUAUCAGACUCCUCGUGUUGCCUUCCCUAUCUUGGAGUCAUUGGAACUCAUGGAACUUCCUAAUUUGAAAGAGAUAUAUCAUAGCCAAAUCCCACAGAGAUCCUUUAGCGGUACACACUCACAGCUUGCUUGUUUUGGCAAACUAAGAUCAAUUACGCUCCUCUCUUGCAAAUGUUUGAAAAAUGUCUUUUCAUUGUCCAUAGCGAGAGGUUUGGUUCAACUCCAAGAGUUAGAAAUACAAGACUGUGAAGACAUGGAAGAAAUAUUUCACAAGGAAGGAGAAGAUGAGAAGGCACUUAAUGAUAAGAUCAUGUUUCUGCAAUUAACAUCUAUAAAGAUGGACUAUCUACCAAGACUCAUUGGCUUUUGUACAGGCGUGGGUCCUGUUGAGCUUGUCCAACCAUCGUUGUUGAAUCAGGAGGUUGACACUUUUGGAAUUGACAAGAUGACAAACAUUCAUCAAACUGCUAGAUCCUUUCCUGACUCAACACCCAUCUCUUAUAAAUUCUUUUCAUCCAAGACCAUUUUGUGGCAACCUAAUUUAAAAGAACUUUCAUUGGAGGGUUUAUAUGAAAGACUAGAAGUGGUAUUUGAUCUUGAAGGACAGAAGCACAACAAUGACCAUCAGAGAAUCGCAGUACUUGCUGAAUUGAAAACUUUAAGAGUAAUUGGUUUAUCUAAUUUGAGGUAUGUGUGGAAGAAUGUUCCACAAGGAAUUCAGGGCUUUCAAAACCUAACAUCAAUUAAUGUAUAUAGAUGUCAUAAACUAAGAUAUUUAUUCCCACCUACUAUUGCAAAACUACUUGUGGAACUUCAAAGCAUUAAAAUAUGGUGGUGUGACAUGAUCGAAAACAUUGUUCGAAGAGAUGGAGAAGAAGAGGCAGAGGAUAUCAUCUUGUUGCCUAAACUUACUUCCUUCGAUUUAAGUUCUCUGCCAAAUCUCAUGAGUUUCUGUAUCAAACCUUAUUCUUUUGAAUGGUCAUCCAUCGAGAAGAUCUAUAUGUAUGGGUGUCCGAAAUUCAAAACAUAUGGGAAGCUGCAGAAAGAGGGUAUUUUGACUAAGGAUCCAAGAGCUAAUGAUAUCAACAACAACUCCAAGACAUGGGCUUUUUUUCCAUCCCAUUUGAUUGUGUGCUUAAGGAAUCUAAAAAUGAUGAAAUUGAGCAACUGUGAUUCACUAGAAGUUAUAUUUCAACUUGAGGAACUAAAAGUUGAGGAAAGUCACAUGGCACUGGUACUUGAUCAGUUAAGGAGAUUGGAUCUAAGUGAUUUACCAAAACUGAUGCACGUAUGGAAGAAGGGCCUAGAAAGGAUCAUGGGCUUUGGGAACUUGAGAUUGUUAAAAGUAAGUGGAUGUGACAGUCUGACAUAUUUGUUCUCACCAUCCGUAGCAAAACGGCUUGUGAUGUUAGAGAAAAUUGAAGUUAUUUACUGUAAGAAAAUUGAAGAAAUCCUUGCAAGAGCAGGAGAAGAAGAAAAAGAAAAGGACGUUUUGUUUGACAAAGUGAACUCAAUUGUGCUUUGUAAUUUACCAAAUCUGAAGUGUUUUUGCUCUGAAACUAAUGCUUUAGACUGGCCAUCACUAAAGGAAAUAAGGGUAACUAAAUGUCCUAGUUUAAGCACGUUUAUUCCAUCUAAUCUAAACACACCUAAGCUAGAGGGAGUAUACGAUAAUCAUCCAUGGAUAGAAGAAAGAACGUGUCAUUGGAAGGGAGAUCUGAAUGCCACCAUAGAGCAUAUAUUCAAAGGAAAGGUGGUAUCAAUUACAUGCUUUUCAGCCUCAAGUUGCUAAAGAGGAUAUGAUGCUGGCAUAAACAUGUAGAAGGAAGCAUUGUCAUAAAGCUUACAAGAAACACAUCUAAAGCUUAUGCUCAUUCCAAACAGGGCCUUAUAUUGUUUCUUUUAGCGGUGGAGCUAGCUGGAUCUAUCUUAUGCUAUU